This is a messenger RNA of Carassius gibelio (silver crucian carp), 5213 nucleotides long. Its product is annotated as C-X-C chemokine receptor type 2. The record is from RefSeq and is a predicted model, not a curated record. The transcript is spliced from 2 exons. Bases 1238 to 2263 code for a protein of 341 amino acids. Gene Ontology annotation, cellular component: membrane. Lineage: Eukaryota; Metazoa; Chordata; Actinopteri; Cypriniformes; Cyprinidae. Gene Ontology annotation, molecular function: C-X-C chemokine receptor activity. Gene Ontology annotation, biological process: G protein-coupled receptor signaling pathway; immune response; neutrophil chemotaxis.
CCACCGCGUCAUAUCUCAUUACCAUAAAGUUGCCCUGAUUUCAACUCUCCUCGAUGCUCUCAACGGCCUAGUCAUGCCGCGCCGCUCCUCGCCGCUGCUACAUGCCGGCUUACAUUGAAAAUGAAUGACUUCCGGCCACUUUGAUGCUCUCGACGCUGGCGGUGUGAACGCAUAGUAAGAGCACGUGUAGCAUCAUUUAACAGAUUACAGAUUUAGGUUUGGAUUUUUUAAGCUGCAGAAGAUAUUUAAGUCUUAAAAAUCAGUGAAUACAUCAUUAAAACAAUGUAUAAGCUCUUCUGCAUAUGAUUUAACAACAGGAGAUGAUAAAGUCACAGUAAAUUAAAUAGGGUUAUGAUCUAAGAAACUGUAAUCACCUAAUUCAUUGUCCAGCACUGAAAAGCCACGGUGUAUGACCAUGUGAAUGAGUGGGAUUUUUCACCAGUUUAACUAGAUCAAAUGAGUCUAUAAGCCUAAUGAAGUCCAAGGCCAGCACACAUGAACAUUAAAGUCUCCAAGAAUUAAAAACAAAAUUAGGAAUAACACCACUUAAAAACACCGAAAAAUUAGCAAGAAAGUCUUUGUGAGGUUUUGGGGGUCGAUAAAUCAAUGCAAUCACCAAAGGAUUAGUUCAAAGAUAUUAUAAAAAAAAAGUCCGGGGAAUUAAAAAUGUACAUCUGAAACUGACUCAUAUCCCUGGCAGUAAACCAGGUUUUUGUAACAGAGAACGCAAAAUGAAGAAGUCAUUGAGGUUAAAAGUCUUAUUUGCAGCUGAUCUUGCAUUGACCAAAGCCAGUCUUACCCGCACCAGGCCAUCCGCUAAAGUGAGCGGAUAUUGUGCACACACACCGCCAUGAUGAAGAUGAAGCAAAUGGGGUUGGGGUAGCUGAUCAAAGCUAUUCAUUAUUAAAUUCUAUUUUCACAUUUAUCUUGAGUGAGGGGGCAGGAUAGUCACCCCCAAUAUCCACCCCACCCUCCCCCGACACCAUGCCUGAAUAAGUUUACAGUUGUUUUCGGUUUACUCUCUUGUGAAACCUAGGUGCUGAUGAUAUCUUUGCUCUACACCUCACUUUCUGAUUAUUCACACAGGAAGGAAAGGGACGGGUAGCCUUGUAAUAAUCAGUUGUUAGCAACCAGUCACUCUCAGAAAAUUAUCAGUCAGUAUCAAGCAAUUGACUAAAUCCUGAGCGCUAUUAAUCAGUAAAAUCACAGAAAACGUUGGCAGGGAAACAUCUUAAACAUGGAGACUACUACAGAUUUCAUUUACCCAGAUUUAGUACCUCCCUGCCCAGAAAACCUACGGAAUAUGAACAGCUUGGCUUUGGUCUUAGUUUACGUCAUAGUCUUCUGUCUGAGCUUGCCGGGCAACUUGGUGGUGAUCUUCGUGGUGUGCUGCAUGGAGAACCGCAGGACAUCUACUGAUGUUUACCUGAUGCACCUGGCCAUCGCUGACAUGUGCUUUGCCCUAACUCUCCCAUUCACAGCUGCUGACCUUCACGCCGGCUACUGGAUGUUCGGCACAUUUAUGUGCAAACUGAUUUCAGGCUUGCAGGAAGCCACAUUUUACUGCUGCGUCUUCCUGCUAGCAUGCAUUAGCAUUGAUCGUUACCUGGCCAUCGUGAAAGCAACCCAAUUUCUCGCCCAAAAACGCCAUCUGGUUGCCAUAGUGUGCGCACUGGUGUGGCUAUGUGCCUUUUUGUUGUCGUUGCCCAUUGUGGUGAAUCGAGAAUCCUUUAUCACUGUAAAUUCGGAUGUUUAUGUAUGCCAUGACAAUUUGACCGCAGAAAACAUGGAUAGCUGGAGAAUAGGUUUGCGGAUUCUCCACCACACUUUGGGAUUUUUCCUGCCAUUAGCCGUCAUGGUAUUCUGCUACGGUUUCACCAUGUGCACUCUCUGCCGCACACGCAACAGCCAGAAGCAGAAGGCCAUGCGGGUCAUCCUGUCUGUCGUCUUGGCUUUUAUCAUUUGUUGGCUGCCCUAUAAUAUCCUAGAGUUCACAGACAGCCUGAUGCGAGGCAGCCAGGUGAUGGAAACGUGUGAGCUGAGGGACAGCAUAGACGUGGCCUUAUACGUCACACAGGCAAUGGCUUUUACCCACUGUGCAAUAAACCCUAUUUUGUAUGCCUUCAUUGGAAAGAAAUUCCGCAACCAGCUUCUGACGUCUCUCUUUAAGAAAGGCCUGUUGGGGAGAGACACAAUGUCGAAAUAUCGAGUGGGAUCUGUUUAUAGCUCUGGAAGCACUAGACAAAUGUCUGUGACUAUGUAGUAAACUGUUGUCCUCUUUUAACUUCCAAAUUAUACAUUUUCUUCCUCUUUAUGCUACUGUAAAAGAAAUAGUUUAGCCAGAACUGUUAUCUCGUUACUAUCUCAUCCCUGUCUUAAAAAUACAGUUUUGAGGUUGAGUCAGUAAUGACAGAAUUGUCAUGUUUAAAUGAGCUUUAACUUGCUUCCAUAUAAACUAUAGAUGCCGGGCUGUGGAUUACGCGGGGGACAAGCUAAACACUCAUGUCAUCAUACUCAAAACUAGAGGGGGCGCUCUCGAGCAAAAAGUAAUACGAGGAAAUUCAAAAGUGUCCAGCUAUCACUGUAUGAAAACAUGGAAACAUGAAAAACAUUAAACAUACGAUUGUGACAAUAUAUAGUUUAUUUGUGCUUUUCAAGUCAUCUCCAGCAGGUAAUAAAUAAAGUAUAUGAACAAUGCAGUGUUAAUUGGCAUAGCAUUUAUUACAGUAUAGAAACUAUCCUGCCUUGUUAUGUGAUAAAAAAGUGUUUGUAGUAUAUAAACAAGUCAUUAUUAUUUGAUAUUGUUCAACAGUUAUAGAUUUCUAAGCCAGUUAAAAGAAGUUUCUUCUGUUCACCAAGCCAGCAUCUAUUUGAUCCAAAGUACAGCAAAACAGUAAAAUUUAGAAAAAAAAUUUACUAGGCUAUUUAAAAUAACUGUUUUCUAUUUAAAUAUAUUUAAAAAUAAAAAACAAUUAAAUUGCAAAGCUAUAUUUCGCACAUUACUCCAGUCACGCGAUCCUUCAGAAAUAUUUCUGAUCCUGAUUUGCUGCUCAAAAAACAUUUAUUAAUAUUAUGUUAAAAACAGCGGAGUAGAUUUUUUUCAGGUUUCUCUGAUGAAUGGAACGUUCUGAAAAAAGCAUUUAUCUGAAAUAGAAAUGCUUUGUUACAUUAUAGAUGUCUUUAACAUCACUUUUGAACAAUUUAAAGCAUCCUUGCUAAAUAAAAGUGUUAAUUUCUAUAAUUUCCAUUCCAAAAAAAUACAAAUUAUACUGACUCUAAGCUUUUGAAUGUUAUAGUGUAUAAUGUUACAAAAGCUUUUUUUAUUUCAGAUAAAUGCUGAUCUUUGGAUCUUUCUAUUCAUCAAAGAAUCCCAAAAAAACUGUUUUAAUAUUGAUAAUAAUAAUAAUAAUAAUAAUAAUGAUAAUAAAAGGUUUCUUGAGCAUCAAAUCAGCAUAUUAGAAUGAUUUCUGAAGGAUGUGACACUGAAGACUGGAGUACACAUAGAGUACAAUACAGCUGCGCAUCACAUAAACAAAUUACAUUUUAAAAUAUAUUCAAAUAGAAAGCAGUUUUUUUAAAUAGUACAAAUAUUUCACAACAUUACUGCAUUCAUUUUACUUUAGAUCAGAUAAAUGCAGGCUUGAAAAGCAGAAGAGACUUCUUUAUACAGCAUUAAAACUCUUACCUUUCAAAAACUGUUGACUGAUAGGUUAUAUAGAAAUGACAAAAAAUGUAUAUUGUGUUUCAUAUAUAUAUAUACACACACCAUUUCUGUCCCUCUCACUUCUGAAAAGGUGGCUAUGCCCCUGUAUAGAUGUAAAAGUAUAGAUAAUAGUGUGUUUGUGUAUCUUUGACCUUCUGUAGCUUUUUUCACUUAUGAUAUACAUCUUUAAAAGAUUUUUUUUUUCUGUGGUUAGAGGCUUCAAGGCAAGCUUGUGCUUUGAACGCUGUGUCCAUAUCAAAAUGAUCUGUGAAAAACACUCUGCAGAGGUUUCAGAAUUUGUUGGAUAUUAGUAAAAGGGGAAAGUAGAGAUUUUCCAUUUUGCAUUUUUCUAUUUUAUUAUUUUUUAAUUUUGGGAUUGGUAAAAUGUCUUAUACUCACCGAGGCUGCUUUUAUUUGAUCAAAGUUAGUGUUUAGCAAUGCAAUUCAUUCCUGUGAUGCCAUGAUGAAUUUUCUAAUCAAGAAUGUUUUUUCACCACAAACAUUUGAAAUGUUUUAUUAGUUGCUUGUUUCAGGACUUGCUAUUUGUGUUCUUAUUCUAAAAUAAUGUAAAAAAAGCAAAUUACAUUUUGGCUUCAAAUGUGUAAAUAAAGUUGCUUAAGGAAAAAUAUGCAUCUCACACUUGCAAAUUAAACUCUGUUUGGGUAAUCAGUCUGCUAGCUCUAGGUCAGGCAAUGACUUGAUUUCAUUAUUGUCACCACUUCCUUUCCAAAACAAAACAGAGAGAAGUGAAGAAACCUGUUUUCCUCCUUCAAAGAGCACAGCCUUAAAAAACAUUUCAACUUACUGCACGUACAAACAGAUAUGCAAAAUAUGAGUAAACUGCAAAAGAGGUAUUAUGUUUUAUCUUCUAGAUAUAUCGAUUUUUGUAAUAUGAUUAUUAAUUUGAAUGGCCAUUUUGUGUGUUAAGUGUUAAUCAAGAUAAAAUUGCACCUGUCUAUGUGGCACGUCAUUCAUCCGUCUGGUUUGCACAGUUAAAGUCUUGAGAAAUGGAAACAGGAAAAGGUGCUUUUGAAACAAUACAUUCCACUUCUGUAUUUUUGCAUAAACUCUUCUUUAAGUCUUAUUAUGCUGUGUCCAUCCCAUAAUCUCUGGUUUAUCCUCAUAAUCUGUGUUAACCUCAGUUUAACCUAUUAUCAAUUUACAUAUUUCUGUGUGUGUGAAUUAAAGCACACUGGUGGUUAUUUCCAAUAUUAAUACAUAAAUAUGACUAAAAGAGGGAUAAGAAUUUAGAUAUUAUUUAAAGAAUCAGUGGAAAAUGAAAUAUUUUAGCUAAUAAUCAAUUUCCGCCCUGAUGCAAGCAUGUCUUUGUGUUGUUAUUUUCCAAGAAGGGUCCAGGAUGUGGUUUUUCUCUCUUUGUUUUCCACUGUAAGUCAAAAAUAGACUAAAAGAAGAUGGUUAGACUUUAGUAACUAUUGCUGCAUUACAUGGAAAAUUCCAAUUGAUCUCCAUGUAAGAAUGUGAUGCUGCCAUCUUUCUUAAGUCAUGUUUU